AUGAAAAUAAAACGUCAGGUUCUUAAAACCGAAAUCAAAAGUCAUUAUUUUAAUAGCAUCAUAAAUGAAAAUGAUGAAGAUGACGUGCCACACGAAAAUGACGCGUCAAAUAGCGGUAUAGCUGAAAAUAUAUUUAUACAAGAUAAUGAUUUAUUAACGAUUAAAUCCGAGUCGGAAGUGAUGCAUAAAUCACUAAAACUGCAAGAUAUGAUUAUGAGAGAUCAAGAAAUUGCAUCGAUGAAACGAACGGGGAAGAUAUCUAAAUACUUUAAAUCGAACAAAAAGAGAAUUAAAAAAGGUGAUAAUCCUAAAUUCAAUGAUCUCCUUCCUCUCACAUACGAUAAACACGAUAUAAAAUUCAAUAAUGAAAUUGACCGCUCGGAGAUGGAGAUCAUUCCAGAAAAAAGGUUCGAUGAUGAUGUCGAACAAGACCAAAUUUGUACUGACAAUCUAAAGAGCAGUGGCAAAUCAAAACUUCCAACCAUGGAAGAAGCAAAAAAAGCAGCAUCAGUUACAAUUCAUUAUAAACCAAAAUUUAUUCCGAUGUCAUCUCCUUUUAAUCUUGUACAAGAAACUUUAUAUUAUGACCCAUGGAAGCUAUUGAUAGCAACCAUGUUUUUAAAUCGUACGAGAGGUUCACAAGCGUUACCAUUAAUGUGGAAAUUUUUUGAAGAAUAUCCAAGUCCACAGAAAGCCGUUUUGGCCAAUGUAGAUAAAUUAUCUGAUUUAUUACGUCCAUUAGGACUUCAGAAUACGAGAGCAGAAAGAAUCAUAAGAUUUUCAUACACGUAUUUACUAAAUCCAGAUUUCAAGACACCCAAACAGUUAUUUGGUAUGGGUAAAUAUGCCGAAGAUAGUUGGAAAUUAUUUUGCGAAAAGGACGAUAAUUGGAUGGAAGAAUAUGGUUUAGAAACUGAAGACAAAAUUUUACAAUUAUAUGUUAAUUGGCGCAGACAUCAACAUAAGGGUUUAAUAAAUGAGGAAGACCUUGAGGAGAGAAAUUUGGAAGAAAAAGGGAUUUCACCGCAAGGAAAAUUGCAAGAUGAUUCGAUGAGGAGAUCACCAGAAAGUAUACAAAAGAAAUAUGAAAACGAAAAUUAUCUUUCCUUACAAGAAUUAAAUAAUUUGGACAUAUCAUCAAGAUAUUAUUAUGAGGAUUCAUAA
This is a messenger RNA of Funneliformis geosporum, 1164 nucleotides long. Lineage: Eukaryota; Fungi; Glomeromycota; Glomeromycetes; Glomerales; Glomeraceae. The record is from the annotation of a GenBank genome assembly.